GCCAAAAAGACUAAAUUUACGCGCGAAUUCGUUUCCGAACGGUGAAAGUGUAUAGUGAAAUUUGUUAUUAUGUUUUGUGUUGUUGUUUUUGUUGAAAAUUGUUGUUCUAGGUGAAUAUGAGCGCGAUAGUGAAUGCCGCAGCCGACGUCCUGUCAGGUUCAGCCAUCGCCGCUGCAGCGGGCUCACAGGUGGCAUGGUUCAUCCCAAUGCUGGUAGCGGCUAUCGCGUAUUAUCAGUAUGACCAGAACGAUCCCGAGGGUCGGCCGGGAGACAUCCCGGAAACAGAACUGCUGCCAGAGUACGAUUUCAUCGUAGUGGGGGCCGGCUCAGCUGGAGCAGUGGUAGCCAAUCGACUGUCAGAGAUUGGACAUUGGAAGGUGUUACUGCUGGAAGCCGGUGGACAUGAGACGGAGAUAUCGGAUGUGCCGCUCUUGGCUGGCUACCUGCAAUUGAGCAAGCUGGACUGGAAGUACAAGACAGAGCCCUCAGGAACUUCGUGUUUAGCUAUGGAAGGAGGACGAUGUAACUGGCCUCGCGGAAAAGUACUCGGUGGCAGCUCUGUGUUAAAUUACAUGCUGUAUCUAAGAGGCAACAAGAAAGACUACGACAUAUGGGAGUCCAUGGGAAAUAAAGGAUGGAGUUACAAAGACGUCCUGUACUACUUCAAAAAAUCUGAAGACAAUAAAAAUCCUUAUUUAGCACAAACACCAUACCACAGCACUGGAGGGUAUCUAACAGUUGCUGAAGCUCCAUAUCAUACCCCUUUAGUCUCAACUUUCAUAGAGGCUGGUUUAGAAAUGGGAUACAUGAACAGAGAUAUAAAUGGAGAAAACCAAACUGGAUUCAUGGUAGCGCAAGGAACUAUUAGAGGAGGCAGACGCUGUUCUACUUCAAAAGCUUUCUUAAGACCUGCAAAAGAACGCAAAAACCUUCACAUAGCUAUGCAUAGUCAUGUCGCCAGGGUGAUGAUAGAUCCUAGAACAAAAAUUGCCUUUGGAGUAGAAUUUAUCAGAAACAAAAUGAUACAUAGAAUACGGGCCCGGAAGGAAGUUAUUUUAUCAGCUGGAACAGUAAACUCUGCUCAGUUGCUAAUGCUUUCCGGCAUAGGACCAGCUGAAGAGUUGACAAAACACAGGAUACCAGUAAUACAAAAUUUACCUGUUGGACAAAACCUUCAAGAUCACAUAGGUUUAGGGGGUUUAGCUUUUAUGGUGAAUAAACCGAUUUCUAUUGUUGAACAUAGACUGCACACUAUGAGUACGUUAAUGGAAUACGCAGUGUUAGGAGAAGGUCCUUUGACAAUCAUGGGAGGAGUAGAAGGCUUGGGUUUUGUAAAUACAAAGUAUGUAAAUGCAUCCGACGAUUUCCCAGACAUAGAAUUUCAUUUCAUAUCCGGCUCAACAAAUUCUGAUGGUGGUGAACAGUUACGAAAAGUGCACGGACUUACUGAGCAAUUUUACGAUGCAGUGUUUAGGCCAAUAAACAAUAUGGAUGUCUGGAGUAUCAUUCCCAUGUUGCUGAGACCUAAAAGCAAAGGUUUUGUCCAACUCCGCAGUGCUAAUCCAUACGACUACCCCUAUAUAUAUCCAAACUAUUUAUCAGAUGAAGUGGAUGUUAAAACUUUAGUUGAAGGUGCUAAAAUUGCUUUUGCUGUGUCUAGGACAAAGGCAUUCCAAAGAUUUGGGUCAUCAUUCAACAAGCAUGUAUUUCCGGCCUGUGUAAGCAUACCGAGGUUUUCGGACACCUUCUGGGAAUGUAUGAUAAGACAAUAUACUUGUACCAUUUACCAUCCCGUGGGAACUGCGAAGAUGGGACCUUACUGGGACAAUGAAGCGGUCGUUGACCCUGAAUUAAGGGUGUAUGGUGUUAAAGGUUUGAGAGUGAUCGAUGGCAGUAUAAUGCCUACGUUGGUUAGUGGCAACACCAAUGCCCCAAUCAUCAUGAUUGGUGAGAAGGGAAGUGAUAUGAUCAAAGAGUUUUGGUUGAAGAGAAGGAUGUCGAGGUACUACGCCUGAUGAUGAUGUACAAAUCUUCAGUAUUUUGUCAGUAUUAUUUAUUUGUAAAUAGUUAAUUUAUUCUAAUUUAUUUUACAUAAAGUGAAGUACUGUG
Messenger RNA from Amyelois transitella, 2109 nucleotides. RefSeq names its product glucose dehydrogenase [FAD, quinone]. Lineage: Eukaryota; Metazoa; Arthropoda; Insecta; Lepidoptera; Pyralidae. Gene Ontology annotation, molecular function: oxidoreductase activity, acting on CH-OH group of donors; flavin adenine dinucleotide binding. The record is from RefSeq and is a predicted model, not a curated record. The transcript has 5 exons. Bases 117 to 2015 code for a protein of 632 amino acids.